CAUGACAGUGUACGCCUUGCGCAGCCAGACUGUUCUGCUUCACUCCUGCGCAAUGCAAGCCAGUGCAGUCACACGAUGUUUUGAAUUACAUGCGGCUGGAGCAGGCUAUUCUUGUUGGAGCUAGUUAUUUUCUGUCUGGCUAUGCAUGCGCUAGACGCGUCAGGGUAGCUGCCCGUGAACUGAUACGGGUGAGCCACGUUGAAGACAUGGCAGAGUUUUUUACACGAUUGAAUGCUUUGAAAUUGGGAUGGCGAUUUCUCAGCCCAGGUAGUUUGGGGAGGAACCCUGUCCAUGUGUCUCCAGCCUCUCAACGCUUCUAUAGUAUAGAGCACCCCUCCUUCGGACUUCUGUUUGAUAUCGAUGGAGUUCUAGUGCGUGGAAGAACACUCAUACCCGCAGCCAAACAGUGCUUCAGGAAUCUGGUGGAUAGAAAUGGGAAAUACAAAGUUCCUGUUGUCUUCGUGACAAAUGCAGGGAACUGUGUUAGGCAAACGAAGGCUGAACAACUGUCUCACCUGCUUGAAGUCGAGGUGUCUCCGGAUCAAGUCAUGUUGUCCCAUAGUCCGUUGAAAAUCUUCAGCCAGUUACAUGACAAAUGUGUGCUUGUGUCUGGUCAGGGACCUAUUUUGGAGGUUGCCAACAAUCUUGGAUUUCAAAAUGUUUUGACCAUUGAUAUGCUUCGGGAAUCAUAUCCCCUUCUUGAUGUGGUGGAUCACAAUCGCAGACCUAAAAACUCAGUACCUUCAACCAAGAAUCUUCCACCAAUAGAAGCUGUUAUUCUGUUUGGUGAGCCGAUCAGAUGGGAGACGAACCUUCAGCUAAUUGUGGAUGUUCUCCUCACUAAUGGGAAGCCUGGGAAUGCUGUAACCACUCUGCAGUAUCCCCACAUCCCCGUGCUAGCCUGUAACAUGGACCUCCUGUGGGUGGCGGAGGCCAAAAACCCAAGAUUUGGGCACGGGAUGUUCCUCGUCUGUCUGGAGAGCAUUUACAAGAAGAUCACUGGUCGUGAGCUGAAGUACGAGGCCUUGAUUGGGAAGCCCAGUGUGGUGACCUACAACUAUGCAGAGCUGCUGGUCCGCCAGCAGGCGGAGAAUCUGGGCUGGACUUCUCCUGUCGAGCGUCUUUAUGCCAUUGGUGACAAUCCAAUGGCAGAUAUCUACGGAGCAAACCUCUACAACCGCUACCUGAAAGCCUCUCACCGUGCCAGGGCCCAGAUGCAGGCUCAGGGAGGGGGACAUCCCAGGGAGGAGAUGGUAGAGGUGGCAGGACACGAAAUGGCCGUGGGGGACUCCUACGGCGACGAACGUCUGCCUGUAGGCUGCAGCUCCAUCCUGGUCUGCACGGGGGUCUACAACCGUGACCAGCAGGACCUUCCUCCGGACCCGCAGCAGGCGGUCGAGCAGCGCAUCUUCCACGGGCACCGCGACUUCCGCUUUGAUCCCAACCUCACCCAACCGUCCUUUGUCGUGCAGGACGUGCGCGAGGCCGUGGAGCUGGUCUUCCAGCAGGAGGGCUGCCCACUGGACUAGAGCCGUAAGCUUCUGAUGAGCACAGGAGGGUGGCUAGCCCUGAGCUGGGUUAGAUAGAUUUCUCACCUUGGUGUAUUUGGGGGGGUGGUGUUAUCACCGGCCAUCUUAUAUUUUACUGUAUAGCAGGUACAAAAUGAUGAAAGACAUAUGGUAAUGGUUUACCAGAAUAUAUUAGCAAAUGCCAAACUGGCCAUUUAGGUCAUUUAUUUCUGAAUAUGGAUGAACCUUGAUCGUCUGAUCAAAGAUCCUUUGGUCAAAAUGAUAAUGCUCUUUGUCUUUCAUCAUUCAAUACUAUGCCAGGGUUGACAAGAUCUAAUGUGGACAUUGAUCUGACAUUUCUUCAGACAGACCUGUGUACAUAUUACUCAAACAACUCCAUACAUAGUAAAUUCUGAACCGAGGUCAUUAAGUGUACUCCAUCCAAUUUAAACACGAGAGAUUACUUGUUAACACAGUCAGGGAAUUCUAUGCAGUCAUCUGGCACAAAUAGACUUUUAAGAUAAAUACAUUUAUAUAAUGUAUAUACACAUCUUUACUGCCGUAUGGAAAUUCUGUAUGCACGCACAAUAUGUGGUUACUAAACAUGCUUAUUUUCACUCAGUUCAGUUGUGUCAUUGUGUGUGUGUGUGUGUGUUUUUUUUUUUUACUGUAAACUUGAGAACAAACAGGAAAAUGCUUUUUAUUGAAGCCUUUUGAUUGGCUUUGCAGAUUGGAAAAAAGUCUCAUCAUUUUUACAAGUUUUAUUGAUUUACACAACCAAAUGAACUUCUGCACUACUUUUGGUAUGCAUAUUAAAUGUACUGAAAUAAUUUUAAGCCAUAGAUCUGUUUGAAACAUGUUGUGAAUAAAUACACUGUUCAAGUCAGUUGUUGACAAGA
This is a messenger RNA of Clupea harengus (Atlantic herring), 2407 nucleotides long. RefSeq names its product haloacid dehalogenase like hydrolase domain containing 5 (gene hdhd5). Gene Ontology annotation, biological process: glycerophospholipid biosynthetic process. The record is from RefSeq and is a predicted model, not a curated record. Gene Ontology annotation, cellular component: mitochondrion. Lineage: Eukaryota; Metazoa; Chordata; Actinopteri; Clupeiformes; Clupeidae.